GUCACUCUAACGCGACGUUGUGUUGGAUCCACGUGUGAUGGAGUGGUGCUGAAGCUUGGCGCAUGAAUUCGGUAGAAUUAUUAGUCUUCAGAAAGAAGUGAGAAGGAGCAAUACUGCACAAGAAAGAAGAAUUUGGCAAGACACUUGUAUACCUUUCAGUCACAGACAUGAGUGAGAACGUGCAGCGACUGCUGAUUCAGUUCAAAGAUGAGAGUGGGGAGCUGCUGGCCUCUCCAUUUGAUGUUCCCAUUGACGUCACUCCAGACAAGCUACAGUUGGUCUGCAAUGCCCUGCUUCAGAAGGAGGAUCCCCUCCCUUUAGUGUUCUACGUCAAUGAGCAGGAGGUAGUAGGUUCCCUGGUACAAACACUGGAUAAGCAGAAAUUAGAGACCGAGAAGGUGCUUGAUAUUGUGUACCAGCCUCAAGCUAUAUUUAAGGUGAGGGCUGUGUCCCGUUGUACCAGUUCUCUGGAGGGGCACACUGAGGCUGUCAUUUCAGUGGCAUUCAGCCCUACUGGCAAGUACUUAGCCAGUGGCUCUGGAGACACAACCGUCCGUUUUUGGGAUCUGAGCACAGAAACUCCACAUUUCACAGCCAAAGGACACAAACACUGGGUCCUCUCAAUCACCUGGUCUCCAGAUGGAAAGAAACUGGCCUCAGGCUGCAAAAAUAGCCAGAUUUUUCUAUGGGACCCAAAUACAGGAAACCAAGUAGGCAGAGUACUAUCUGGACAUACAAAGUGGAUCACAUGGCUCUGUUGGGAGCCACUUCACACAAAUGCUGAAUGUCGCUACUUGGCCAGUGCUUCAAAGGACUGUACAGUGCGGAUUUGGGAUACAGUGUUGGGAAAAUGCGAAAAAAUCCUAACAGGACACACACAGUCAGUAACUUGUGUAAAGUGGGGAGGAGAUGGACUCCUUUAUUCCUCUUCUCAGGAUCGGACUAUAAAAGUGUGGAGGGCACAUGAUGGGGUGCUGUGUCGUACACUUCAAGGUCAUGCUCACUGGGUAAACACCAUGGCAUUAAACACGGAUUAUGUGUUGAGAACUGGAGCUUUUGAGCCUGCAGAAGCUACUGCCAACCCACAGGAGAUAAAAGGCUCUUUGGAAGACAUUAAAGAAAAGGCUUUACAGAGAUAUAACAAAGUCAGGGGUCAAGGUCCUGAACGACUUGUGUCUGGCUCAGAUGACUUCACUCUUUUCCUGUGGACGCCAGCUGUUGAAAAGAAGCCUGUCAAUCGCAUGACUGGACACCAGGCACUAAUCAAUGAGGUCCUCUUCUCACCAGACACGCGCCUUAUAGCCAGUGCCUCUUUUGACAAGUCAAUCAAGAUCUGGGAUGGUAAAACUGGAAAGUACCUGGCCUCCCUACGUGGGCAUGUCUCAGCAGUUUACCAGGUUUCCUGGUCCGCAGACAGCCGUCUCCUUGUCAGUGGCAGCAGUGAUAGUACUCUGAAAGUCUGGGAUAUCAAGAUGCAGAAACUGAUGGUGGAUCUUCCAGGACAUGCCGAUGAGGUGUUUGCAGUUGACUGGAGUCCUGAUGGCCAGAGAGUAGCAAGUGGUGGAAAGGACAAAUGUUUAAGAAUAUGGAGAUGGUAAUCUAAAAAUGGACACUAUGUACAUGGUAUCUGUUCUUGUGGGAGUAAUCUACCACAUGACAAGUCACCUAAAUGGAGUGCAUUGUGCAAAAUUGCAGCCAGGAUCACUCCGCUACAAUUUCUUUUGGUUCCACUGCACUGUCUUCCAGCUAGUGGAUACAAUAAAUGAUGACGACUACAGGGGAUACAGAAGAUGGCUGUCAUCAUAAAUACAUAACUGGUUCAGUGUACAAAAGACUGUGAAAUUACAGUAUACUGUUAGAGGUAAAAGUUUAGUGUACUGCUAAAUAUCUGCCAGUCUGUCCAUUCUACCACAGGAUUUGUGAAGUUACACCCAUGGAAUAUAAUAAGAUAAUGGAUGUCCUAAUUAUCUUAUCUUGCUAUAUACAAACUCCAAAACCUUAUCAUGACUCUUGGAAACAAGUGUUUAGCAAAAUUGGUUGAAGAUAUACAGUACACAGUGCACAGUUGUUGGCAGUUGUUUCUAUUAAGUCAAAAGUCCCCCUAGAAAGUAAUCAAACAAUGAAGCAGAGCUACUUAUUACAAUGUAGUGUACAUCUUUUGAUAUUGUGAGAAGUUGCUCUUAGAAAGGCACUUGUCGUUAGCUGUGAAUUUUGUUUUCCUGCACUAUGUCUAUGGCCCCGUUCCUCUUCCAUUUCUGCUUAUUUUCCUGUUUAACUGCACAGCACAAAAGGAAAUCGGUUUAAAUUUAAAUAAAAAAUAAUGCUUAUUCUUGUCCAACCAGUAGAUUACAGUGUUGAUCAGUUAUCAAAUUGCUACAUUAAAUAUAUUAUCUCAAUAAAGUACUUUGUAAUAAAAAUAAUAAUAAUAAUUGUAUUAUAUAGUAAACAUACAUUUUCUGCCUGGUUAACCCAAUUUGGGGUUAUGGUCUUGCCAGAGGCUAUCCUGGCACCAAAAAGGAAACCCCACUUAUGCCAGGUUCAAUUUAAAGUCACCAGAACCUAAAUCCAAUCAAUAUUUGGUGUGACAACCCUUUGCUUUCAAACCAGCAUCAAUUAGGUACACUUGCACAAAGUCAGGGAUUUUGUAGGAUUAUAGUCAGGUGAAUGAUUAACCAAUUAUACCAAGCAAGUGCUAAUGAUCAUCAUUUUUAUGUGUAGGUUGAAACACAGUCUUUAACUAAAACAGAAACAGCUGUGUAGGAGGCUUAAAACUGGAUGAGGAACAGCCAAACUCUGCUACCACCAUGGCAAGACUGAGCACAGUAACUAGACACAAGGCAGUUAAUACUACAUCAGCAAAGUCUCUUCCCAGCAAAGAUUUCGAAGCAGACUGGGGUUUCAAGAUGUGCUCUUUUGAAGAAACACAAAUAAAUGGGCAGUGUUGAGGACCAUAGAUGCGGUGGUCAGCCAAGGAAACUUAGUGCAGUAGAUGAAAGACAACAUCAUGCUUAAUUCCCUUCAAAAUCAGAAGAUGUCCAGCAGAGCCAACAGCUCAGAAAUGGCAGAAACCUGUGCAUGGUGCAGGUUCCUUGCAAGUUUGGAGCUGCAUUUCUGCUAGUGGAAUUCGGGAUUUGGUCAGGGUUAAUGGUGAGAAAUACAAGCAGACACUUAUCCAUCAUGCAGCAUCAUCUGAUUUAGUCUGCAGCAGGAUGAUGACCCCAAACAUAUAACUAAUGUCAUUAAGAACUAUCUUCAGCGUAAAGAAGAAUAAGGAGUCCUGGAAGUGAUGGCCCUGAUCCCAACAUCUUCGAGUGUGUCUGAGAUUACAUGAAGAGACAGAAAGAUUUGAGGCAACUUACAUCCACAGAAGGUCUGUGGUUAGUUCUCUAAGACUUGUGGAACAACCUACCUGUCAAGUUCCUUCAAAAACUGUGUGCAAGUCUAACUAGAAGAACUGAUGCUGUUUUAAUGGCAAAGGGUGGUCACACCAAAUACUGAUUUAGAUUUCUGUUUAUUCAUUUUGCAUUGUUAAUUGAUAAAAAUAAACUAUUAACACUUCUGUUUGUGUAAGUAUUAAAACUUUUGCACAGUACUAUAAUGGUGUAUUAGAGUUUACAUCAUGAAGGGCAUGUACUGUAUAUUGUGUUGUAUAUACCUUAUUGUAAAAGGUGUCCUGAUCUCCCAUCACUUUAAUUUCUUUCAGACGAACACCAGGGACUCCGAGCAGGCUAACACUUUUUACCCAAAGCAUUGUAGUGCAGAGCACAGGCAGGUAAUGUGACUUCCUCCGAGUCACAGUAUCUGUCAGAACCUGCGAUUAAAUCAUCAGUGUUGCGAUUUACCACAUGACAGGAGUACAUUACAAUCCCGCCAGUUGCUUUUUAGCCGCAACGACUUUUAUGGUGUAGCCAAGAAUGGUUCCCAAGCUUCCUUUUCUAGUGUGUAUCUGAGCUGGCAGGUCUGGCUGAUUUGCAAAUGGAUAGUAUUUUGCACCUUCUUCUUUUGUUUCUGGCAAAGUUACGACUAUCUUUAAAUUAGAGCUCAACAAUAGAAAUUUAUAAUAAUUAUAUAUCAGACAUAAAGAAGAUUUGAUUUAUUUUGUAUUUGUUGAAAGUGAUGUAUAUAUUUGGGCUUUGCUUUAUAUUCAUUUUCCAGUCCUGAUUUUGGUUAUUUAUCCCACAAUCUACCCACCUACUUCUUCUUGAAGGUCUCUGUAGUGGAUUCAGGCCCGUGACUCAUCCCAAGCAGGACACAAGUCUAUUACAGGAAUACACAAAUACACAAGUGUAACAGCAUGUCUGUGUGAGGAGGACUCGUGCACAUUUAACACUGAGGCAAUUUCACUCAAGCUCCCAGGUACAGAGCUAAUAUAUUGUCCUGUGUUUCUAACUUCUUCAGCUGUCUGUGUAAAAGGACCAAAUGCAAUUUCCUAACACUAAUAUACACAAAACUCUUUGGCCUGCAUACAUUGUAUUUGUCUUUAGAACACAGCUGAAGGAAGUCAAUAGUAAAAGUGUUGUAAUGAGAUCCAGGGCUGGUGUGGAGUUACGUUAGAGGGCCAGUCUUUUAAAUAAACUUGACAUAAAUGUAGUAGUGCUGUGUAGAUCCACUGUGCACACUUGCUUCAUUUUGGAAUGACAAUGUGCCCUUCACACUAAGCUGCCAACUUGCUAUAAUGAGAUGGCUGUAGCAACAAAAAGUCCCAUCAUCAAAGGGAACUGGUUUGCAAAUUCGGCUUACGCAUCCUCGCACCCCUCUUGUCUGAGCUGAUGAAAAGGAGCAGGAAUAGGGGGCAGACAAAGGGGCUUUCUACAAUGUGUUUGCAUGUUUUGUAAAUUAAAAAAAAAAUAGCAAGUUAACACUUUACUGGAAUUUUUAAACAAAUUCUAGAAUAUACAAUGCAAGCCGGGAUAUUGCAGACCAGAUGUUUUUAUUAAGAGUAAGGUUUCAGUUUGUAGGCUGAAUAACCAUUUCUGACCAGAGCAACCUUCUCAGAUGCAAAUCUGAGCACUUUUCUCUUGACUUAAUGGCUACCACUUAGGUAUAAAAUCAACAUGCAGAGGAGACAAUGUGAGGUGCUUUAUAUGAUUUACUGUAUAAUGGACACUGAAUGAUGGGAAUUUUGGUUUGAGGACAUGGAAUGGAUUCUCUGCCUUAUUUUUCUAAAAGAGUUUCAUUGUAUCCAUGUCAUUUGAGCUUUAUCUAAAUACACAAUGUGUGGUUUGACAGCCAUUACAUAAACUGGGCUGCUUAUGCUUUUUAUCUGAAGCUUCUGCAAAUUUCAUGCGCAUAGUACAGUUUUUAUCAGUAUGUGUUCAGCUGAGACUUUAGUAGUUUAAAUGGCUUGCUCAGGUCCACAUACACAUCACAUGUACACACGUAUUGUGUACAGUCUAACCUCUUAACCUGCUCCUCAGGUACUGUAUAUAAUGAGCUUAUUGCUGUGGAAGUAGUAAUAGAAAGGAAAGGAUCAUCAAAGGUAAUUUGUGUUUCUUCAGGGCAUUUUUUAAAGUCUCUGCUUAUAUACAAGGCUGCAUGUUUUCUUUUUGUAUGGUCACUGAUGUGUAAGUUAAACCGGCACACUAUAAGUGGGGGUGAGUCUGUGUAUUCUGCAACAACGAGCGUGUAACAUCCGUCCUGCUUCGCCUUCACUGGCCUCCUGCGUCUUAUUGGAUUAAACAUAAAACUCUAUUAAUAAUUUCUAAAGUUUUAAAUGGCCUCACACAAGAUUACAUUAGUGACCUUCUCCAUCACUAUACUCCUGUUCGGCCACUAAGGUCCUCUGAGUGUGGCAAUCUUCUUAUGCCCCAAACUAACCUGCACUCUAUAGGGGACAGGCCUUUCAGCUAUAUAGUGCCUUGACUUUGGAAUUAAACCCCCAAAGUUAAUUAGAUCAGUUGACUCAAUUCAUCUGUUCAGGAAGGGUUUAACUUACCUAACAUUCUGAUGCUUCUUUCAGUUUUCAGUAUUGUAUUUAGUAUUUUA
Polypterus senegalus (gray bichir) is the source of this 5985-nucleotide messenger RNA. It is a transcript of the gene nle1, whose product is annotated as notchless homolog 1 (Drosophila). The record is from RefSeq and is a predicted model, not a curated record. Gene Ontology annotation, biological process: ribosomal large subunit assembly; Notch signaling pathway. The transcript has 13 exons. Gene Ontology annotation, cellular component: nucleolus. Bases 168 to 1598 code for a protein of 476 amino acids. Gene Ontology annotation, molecular function: protein binding. Lineage: Eukaryota; Metazoa; Chordata; Cladistia; Polypteriformes; Polypteridae.